This is a messenger RNA of Bombus pyrosoma, 2922 nucleotides long. RefSeq lists its product as uncharacterized. The record is from RefSeq and is a predicted model, not a curated record. The transcript is spliced from 7 exons. The coding region runs from base 157 to 1497 and encodes 446 amino acids. NCBI's taxonomy places the organism in Eukaryota, Metazoa, Arthropoda, Insecta, Hymenoptera, Apidae.
UAGUUAUAUACUAUUUAUUAUGAAAUAUAUUUAUCAUAUAAUAUAUAACAUCGCGAUUUUAUCGUGGACUAUUGUCGAAUUUGAAUUUUGGAAAUUAACACUUAACAUACUUGUUUGGAUAGAAACAUAAGGUAAACUCGAAUAACGAAUCAAAGAAUGGGAAAGAUCCUCCACAGCAAAAUCAUGAAGGAACAAUUCAGGAAUCUACACCAUCUGGAUUGUCAGACUUGCACAUGCAAAAUUGGUGAAAUCACAGAAAUGCCAGACUUUGAAAUGCUGAAUAUAUCAGCGGUACUUCAUUAUUGCAAACAUAAAAUAUUAAGACCAUAUUUGAGAUUAUUAGGAGUAAUGGGCUUAAAGCCAGUAAGCAAUGAUGAUUCACAACAGUGCACUUGUUAUUGCAUUUUUGCAAAUCUUCAUACUUGUCAAGUUGCAAUAUUUAUGUGCAUUGGAUAUAUACUACAAUACAUGGCAUGUUUUAGAAGAGACAGAGGUUUUUGUUAUAAAACAAUGCCUUCGAAAUUUCAAUUUGCAUCCAAUUUGAAUAAGGAAGAUUCAGAAGAAAUUACUUGCUUUGGAAAUGUUAUAUUUAGUUAUCUGGUUCCCAGUAUUUUACAUUUAGUUGCAUACAUAUAUACAGUAUAUCUGUUCCGAAUUAAAGAAAACGAACAGUUACAAAAUUUAAUGGAACGAGCAUUUCUUCUAUCUUCUAAUUCUGUAAAUCGUGGAAAUCAAAGGAGACUUGUACGGAUAUUAUGGUUUUUCAUAGCAUUGAGUCUUGUAUGGAUAAUUAUGGCAUUAAUUACAGUAAAUGUGUUAAUGGCUCGAGGAAGCAUUAUAUUUCAAUGGCUAGAACACAUUCCAUAUCAAGUAAAAAUAACAAUGAAAGUACUUUUAAUCGUAUGCACAUUAUGGCAUGAUAUGGUUCAAGGAACAAUUAUAACCAGUUACUGCUUGCAAGGGCAACUUUUACUCGCGCAUCUGUAUUUUCUUCGUGGAAAACUACUUCAUCAUACUUUAGCUCCUAUUGAUUGGAUGAGGGAGAUUAGCGAAUUUAAGAAGUUAUUGAAAUAUUUCAAUAACGAUUUAGGGCCAGCUGUAUGCAUUUACACAAUUGUAAAUUUAUCAUGGGCAGCCGCAGGUACAAUUUGGUUACUCCGAUAUGAUAACAGCGACAUGCAAACUAAUUCUGUCACGUGGAUUGAAAUAACAAACGUAGUUCUUUGGAUUCUGAUAUCGAUAGUCCCUUUUAUUCAAGCAGCACGUUUAACAACUGCUUGUUCUAUGAUUCAAAGUAUCGGACACGAAGUGCGCAUUCGACCAUUUGUUUAUCAAAGUACACCUGGUGAAGAUCUUGAUACUAUACUUCUAUACACAUCAUCCUUGGAAAUGUGUGCACGACUCUUUAGGGUACCAAUUACGGGUAGAUACCUUUGUUUAUUUCUUACCAUAGGGAGUAUCUUGAUCCUUACACUAGGACAAUGUCAGUUCUUCUAAUCAUUUCCUACACUUUGAUAAAUAGAUUACAGAUAUUUAUGUAAAUUCAUAUUUUUAUAAAUAUGAAUUAAGAAAUGGAACAUAGGUAGAUAAUAAUAGUUUAAUUUACUAAAUAUUAUAACAAGUACUUUAUUUUGGAUAUUCCAUAUAUUUUUACAUAUCAUGCACAUUCUGUAGUUAUAUGUUUUCAAAUUCUCUAUAAAUGUAUAAAAAUCAGUGGUUUACUGAUAAAUUCAAUCAUACAAAAUAUCCUUUUUGUAUAUUUUUCAUUCUAUACUUAUAAUUAAUACUAACAGGUCUUAAUUCAGAGUAAUGUUUACAUGUUUUGCAAAACAAGAUUGUUUUAUUCAAUUCAAUUUGCAAAUUUACGAUAAUUGUAUAAUUUUACAAUGAUUUUAUGAUUUUCUAUGUAAUAAUUUGUGUAAAUGUGUAAUUUUACAAUAAUUCGAUUUGUAACAAUAUCCUAUAGAGAUGAUUUUUGAGAGUUAAAACUUUAGUUUAAUUCCUGAAUAAUUGAAGAAUUCGCCUUAUAGAUCAAGAAAUUUCUUUAUUGGCCAUCAAUUGGACGACUUUUUAAAUUGGCUUAUAACUUAAAAUCCAGGAAAAGUAUUUAGGUAAAACUAAUCUUAAUUAAUUCCUUACGUUCUAAAUUUUCAUUCGAGCCCUUAAAAGUUAAAAAAUUUUACGUAGUAGUCGAAAAAUUUGGAUUUUUUCAUUCACCUGUCGUUUGAGUAUAUAAUUAAAUAUUAUAUAUAUAUAUAUAUAUAUCGUUCUUUUCUACUUCACGCUUUUACGUUCUACAAGGAUAUGAAAAAUAAAUACAUGUGUAAUUUUAUUUUAAAAAAAUGGUGAUGAUCUUGAAAUUUCGUAAAAAAAAAAAUGGCUAUGAAGAAAAACUAUUUUUACUGUUGCAUGUGGCCCUUGAAAUAAUGUAACUUUGUUCUAAGAAGUCUUUUUAUACAACAAUAACCAAAUCAGAUUAUUUAGAUGAUCUCAUUUAGUUGGACCAAUCUGCACGUAAUAUCACUAUACUAUAAAAAAAUCAGUAUUAAUAAAAACAAACACAUAACUUCUUUAUCCUACAUUUUCCUAACUAGUUUAGUUGUGAAUUAUACAGUUAUAAAUAGUCAUUCGAGAGAAUUUUACUUUUUCAUCAUAGAAAACCGCUAUUGAUAAUAAAAAAUUAGAGUAAAAAAGAGACGUUCAUAUUUAAUUAUCCUUUCUUUAACACUUGUAUGAUUUACGUAUAAGAGUAAGGGUACGCAUACAUAUGUAUAUAUGAAAGAGAAUGCAAGUUAUAUGAUGCAGGCUGUAUAUGUAUAUGUCAUGUUAUGUUUUUAUGUAUCUAAGCAUUUAUAGAAUAUUUUCGAUGAAUUAGAAGUGAAUUUUACUAUUGGAAAAAUAAAUAUUUUUGGACAUGGCAAA